Molecule: messenger RNA, 896 nt
Organism: Melozone crissalis (California towhee)
Lineage: Eukaryota; Metazoa; Chordata; Aves; Passeriformes; Passerellidae
Gene: LYPD6
Product: LY6/PLAUR domain containing 6
Exons: 6
Coding region: 126-896 (256 amino acids)
Biological process (GO): positive regulation of canonical Wnt signaling pathway
Molecular function (GO): acetylcholine receptor inhibitor activity
Source: RefSeq, a predicted model, not a curated record
CUUCGCUGGAAAACUCAGGAGAGCCUCAAAGUUGGGAUGGAUUUGGGAUGAUGACAUAAAAUAUCCCUCCUGCUGCUCCAUCGGUGGGGAUCUCGGCCGCCGCAUGAGCAGGUGCUGGCCGGGCCAUGGCCUGGCCACCAAGGCUGCUCCUGCUCCUGCUGCUCCUGCUGCCCGGCCGCGCUCCGGCCGCGCGGAGCCGCGACUUCACCGCCAAGGACAUCGUCUACCUCCACCCCUCCACCACGCCAUAUCCUCAUGGAUUUAAGUGUUUCACCUGCGAAAAGGCCUCGGAUAAUUACGAGUGCAACCGCUGGGCUCCGGAUGUUUACUGCCCCCGAGGGACAAGGUACUGCUUCAGCCAGCACAUGAUGAGGGCCAGCGGGGAGAGCGUGUCUGUCACCAAGCGCUGCGUGGCCCUGGAGGAGUGUCUGAGCACGGGCUGCACCUACAUCAGGCACGAGGAGUACAAGGUGUGCACGUCGUGCUGCGAGGGCAGCAUCUGUAACCUGCCGCUGCCGCGGAACGCCUCGGACGCCGUGUUCGCCACGCUGUCCCCGCUCAGCGCCACCGCGGGCCCGGCCCCGCUCGGCCCCGCCGCGCUCGGGCUGGCGCUGCUGGCACAGCGCUGGCUCACGGACAGCGACAGAGACAACGAGAGCUUCAGCGACAGAGACCGGACAGUGACCACGACAGGGGCAGAGACCGCGACAGUGACCACGACAAGGACAGCGAGAGUGACAGAGACAGCGACAGAGACCGGACAGCGAGAGAGACGGCAGCAGCAAAAGGACAGCGACAGGGAUCGGGACAGGGACCGCGACAGUGACAGAGACAGAGACCAGACAGUGACAGCGACAGGGACAGAGACAGCGAGAGCGACGGGACAGUGGCGGUGA